CCACAACUAAAUGGCGAACGGUUUCGUUCUUUGAAUCAAAAAUUUACAAAUUUUCCAAAACUUUGGUCGCGCUUUAACCACAAUUCAACCAAUUGUUAAGCAUAAUUCAAAAAUUCAAUAAACAAGCGCAAGCUUAAAAAAUUGAUUGUUGAACGACCAGAAAUUUGGUAAAACAAAAAUGAAGUGCUUUACGAGAUUAUUAAAUAACGAAACCGGUAGUACUGUCUUCCAAUACCUAGCAACAAGCCUCGCCAUGCUAUCGAUCGUAUCCAGCGGCCUCCACUACGGCUGGCCCUCGCCCUCCCUCAAGAAACUCCUCGCCGACGGCUCCGCCAUCCCCAUCACCGACGACCAGGGCUUCUGGCUGGCCACCAUGAACAUGUUCGGCGCCCUGCUCGGCUCCAUCCUCACGCCCUUCCUCAUCAACAACAUCGGCCGCAAGAAGGUCAUCCUGCUGGCCGCCGUUCCCUACUUCGCCGCCUGGAUGACCAUCUACAUCGCCUGGAACGUGACCGUCCUGCUGGCCGCCCGCUUCGUGGCCGGCGUCUCCGACGGCAUGGCCUUCUCCUCGGUGCCCAUCUACACCGGCGAGAUCUCCCAGGCGAAGAUCCGCGGAUCGCUAUCCUCGCUCUGCUCCAUCACCUUCAUCGCCGGCAUACUGAUGAUCAACAUCGUAGGGUCUUAUCUAUCAAUCAAAACCACUGCUUUGAUAUGCUCCACUGUGCCGGUGGUACUCUUCUGCACCUUCGCUUGGAUGCCGGAGUCGCCUUACUACUACAUCAUGAAGAAUCGACUGGAGGACGCCAGGCGUAGUCUGCAGACGUUCGUCGGUCCGAAGCUGGCCUCCAGCGAGCUCGAGCGCAUCCACCAAGCGGUGAAAGAGGACCAGUCCAAAGCGAAGACGAACCCCGUCGAGUUGUUCACGGUGCGCAGGAACCUGAAGGCCGUCGGCGUGAUGAUGAUCGUGCGCGGCGCCCAGCAGUUCAGCGGCGUCUCCGCCAUCGUGUUCUACGCGCAGAACAUCUUCGGCGAGGCGGGCGGCGGGCUGUCCGCCGAGGCGGCCGCCAUCGCGUUCUUCUCGGUGCAGAUAGCCACGUGCAUCGCGUGCGCCGGCGUGGCGGACCGCUGGGGCCGGCGGCCGCUGCUGCUGGUCUCCACCGUGGGCUCCUGCGCGGCGCUGCUGGUGGAGGGCGGCUACUUCUACGCGAAGACGACCGCCGGGGCGGACGUGGCGGGGUACGGGCUGGUGCCGGUGGCGGCGCUGCUGGCGUACAUCGUGUUCUUCAGCGUCGGGUUGCAGAACGUGCCGAUCAUCAUCAUGAGCGAGAUCUUCAACCAGGACGUGAAGGCGAUCGCGAUGGGGUUCGCUGAUAUAUAUUUCGCGUUCGCGGCGACCGUCACGUCGAAGUUCUUCCAGGAGACGAGGGACCGGUUCGGGAUGUAUUUUCCGUUCGUUUUCUUCGCUUUGUUCUGCUUGACGGCGACGGUUUUGACGUAUUUCUUCGUGCCGGAGACCAAGGGGAAGACGUUGGAGGAGAUCCAGGAGCAGUUCAAGGGCGUGAAGGGGAGAAAUGGUGGCGGUGGGGCGAGCGAAGAGGGGGAUGUUAUCCCUUGAAUUUGGCACGAAUGAUAUAAAUAAUAAUUGAUUCUUAUAGAAAAUGCCGAUUGUAUCUUAACAGGUACCUAAUUGUUGCUGAGCAACAACUUUAACUAGUGGAAAUGUUGUAAUCGUUGGUAGAUAUUAUUUUCUUAAUGUCAAUUUAACACUGGUUUUGUAUUAUUUUUUUUUAUGUACAGAAAUAGUAUCAUAAUUUUAGCUGGUGUUAUUUUUUAUAUAGAACAUUUUGAAUGCGGAAUGUAAUUAUAAAGAAAUGUUUAACUGAAUUUAAAAAUUUGAUGACUCUAUUAAGGAUUUAAACAGGCCAUUGGUUAUUUGGCUAUAAUCCUGCAAAUAUUUUACUAUUUAGAAACAUGUUUUGGGUAAAAAAAUGUGUUAAAAACUACAUUUUUAUUAGUAGAAAUAUUUUAUUUUUUUAUAAACC
Molecule: messenger RNA, 2042 nt
Organism: Phyllotreta striolata
Lineage: Eukaryota; Metazoa; Arthropoda; Insecta; Coleoptera; Chrysomelidae
Source: the annotation of a GenBank genome assembly